CGCGGCCGAUCCGACGAUCUCGUGGAAAAGAACGCUGCAAACUGUAGUCCCCCGACGCGUCAUCAAGUCGCGUCACGUCGCGUGUCUCGUGUUUCAGUUUCGACGAGUGUCCUUUUUUGUCUUGGUUGUUUCCUUGCGUAAAGGAAUUUGUCGAUCGCGACGAUUGCGACCCGUACUUUUCGAUUCUCGAGAGACCGAACGCACAGAUCGAUCUUUCGUUGCUCCAAGUCUCACGAAUGAUCUCUCUUUCUUCCAGGCUUCUUCCCACCUCCGCAAGCGCAAAAAUGAGGCAGUUCGCGCGCCGUUACGUGUGUUUGGCCCUGCUACUGACGACGGUAGCCGCGAGGUCCGCCGAGACCAACCCCGCGUCCAAUUCCAUCGACGAGCAGCAGCAGCAGCAGCAGCAGCAGCAGCAGCAGCAACAGCAACGGCAACAGCAGCAACAACAGACCGCGAGGUCGAAUAGCAACGGUGUGUUUGGCGACCUGCGCUACGUCUACCAGGUGUACAAGGAGUGCUCCGGCGCGGAACUGAGUCCUUGCCUGAAGCUGAAGCUCGUGUCGGCCAUGGACAGGGUCGCUCGAAGCGCACAGCUGAAUCUGGCCGAAGGCAUCACUCUAGUGAAGGACGAGUCGGCCACCAACGAGUCUGAGCCGGAGAAGUCCCUGCAGGAGAUCGAAGCCGAGCUGCCGCGCGCGCUCGAGGACAAGGAAGACGCUCUCAACGGCAUGAUCUUCGACAGGAUCGUCAAGUUCUUCCAGAGCCACACUCUGAAGCUCAAACUGCCGAACGUCGACGAGCUUCAACGCAGUCUCACGGAAGAAGGUCGCAAGAAGAAGAACAAGAUGGGCGGGCUCCUCGCUAUUCCGCUGUUAAUUGGCGGCACAUUAGUACCGCUGGCGCUCGGCGCUCUCGCCUUGUUGGCCGGCAAGGCGCUGAUAGUGAGCAAGCUCGCGCUGGUACUCGCCUCCAUUAUCGGGCUGAAGAAGCUCGUGUCGGGCGGCCACGACCACGGCCACGAGGUCGUCCAGGUCGGUGGUGGACACGGCUCGAGCGGAUGGGCGAGAUCGGGACACGAGAUGGCGUACGCCGCGUACAAACCACCGUCAACCUAGGAAAACGAAAAUUUGCGGACGUCAUCGUGGCAUCAACGCUCGGUCUCACCGCUCUUCCCUUUCGCGGAGAGCUCUCUUUUCGCUCUCCGUCUCUCUCUCUCUCUCUCUCUCUCUCUCUCUCUUUCUCUCUCCUCCCUAUCUCGCGUCUAACGUUUAUUCAUCCCCAUUUCGCGAAUAACUUUUUUCUCCUCCUCCCCGUGACUCUCCCUCAUCUACAACUUCUUGCUCUUAUUCUCCUCUCUCUCUCUCUCUCUCUCUCUCUCUCUCUCUCUCUCUCUCUCUCUCUCUGUGUCUCCAGCUGUGUUCACCUUUUCGGAUCACAUCGCACGCACGGGAGACAACUCUGUAUCCACGGAUCGUUUCCGUUAUUUAUUGUUUUCACGCUUGGCCGCGACCCGCUCGCCGCCACGCACACAACAUGUAUAUUUUAUUUAUAAAUACGUAAAUAAAUUAAGACUCUACAGUUAUAUAUGA
Molecule: messenger RNA, 1589 nt
Organism: Harpegnathos saltator (Jerdon's jumping ant)
Lineage: Eukaryota; Metazoa; Arthropoda; Insecta; Hymenoptera; Formicidae
Product: natural resistance-associated macrophage protein 2 homolog
Exons: 2
Coding region: 237-1115 (292 amino acids)
Cellular component (GO): membrane
Source: RefSeq, a predicted model, not a curated record